UCUGCUUUGCUCUCAGUCUGCAAUCAGCAACGGACACACACGCACACAGACGCAGCAGCUAUGAGCGCAGGCGAUGUGGUGUGCACAGGAUGGCUCAUAAAAUCCCCUCCGGAGAAGAAGCUAAAGAGAUUUUCAUGGCGAAAGCGAUGGUUUGUUUUACGGAGGGGUCGGAUGAGCGGGAAUCCUGACGUUUUGGAAUAUUAUCGUAGCAAGAGCUCUCGGAAACCAAUCCGAAUCAUCGACCUGCAGGAAUGCGAGGUCACCAUCGAGGCAGAAGUGCGGCCUACGAAACGCCAGCAUCAGAAUCAGCACUUGUUCGUGGUCAAGACUGCAACACGCAUCUUUUACCUGCUGGCCAAAACGGCAGAGGAGAUGAAUGACUGGGUGCAGAACAUCGGACAGAUCUGUACGUUUGGAGGACUGAACAGACAUGCAGAAUCAAUGGACAGUCUAAAUCGCACGCCCUCUUCCCAGCAGCCCUCUCCAGCACUUUCUCCUCAUGUUUCUCUUGUGACCAAUCAGGACACAGUAACCAUCGACAACCAUGCUGUCUUAGACAGGCCAAGCGAAUCAGAGAUCAGCCCUCCACUUGACUACCUCUUCCUCUCUCAGUGUGAAACCGGCACCAAAAGCAUUGUGAGGUGUGACAGCAUCUCUAACUCUGAACGUUCGUUUGAACAAAGCUCGUCCGAGUACACGGAGGAUGUGUUUAGCCCUACCCCACGUAUUGACUCCUCCCCUUCCCCUUUCCUGUUGACUGGGGUGUCGGAGCCCCCUUUCAGCGCCCCCUGUGGCCAACUCUCUGUCUCCUCCUCUCUGUCGUCCUGCCUUUCAUCUCCCAUCUCUCUGCGCCCACCGGACAUUUUCAGAUUCGACCGGCUCUUCUGUGUGGCAUCAGAACCACAAACUCCUCCUCCCCUCCCACCCAAACCCACACACCUUUCUGAUCAACACAGUAAUGAGGAUACCAGCCGUAAUCAAUCACAACCUGCGCUCCUUCCUCGCAGGACGUCACUUUCAGCAAUUGACCACUUUAGGAGAGGAGAGUUUGACAGUUCUGGAAGAAACUGGAACAAACGACUGAGCCUCAACUUGCCAAUAUUUCUGAAUACCACAGUAACUGAAAACCACUGUGAGGAUUCAUAUGUGCCCAUGGCCUCCCCACCAAUCAGCUGCACUGAUGUCACUUCAGAUGGCUACAUACCCAUGAGCCCCUCCACCCUGCCCGUCUCCCUACUCACCAACGGCAAACCAGAGCUGCCCUCGCCUUCCAAUCCUGACCUUGAGCCUCCUCCAGUCGACCGCAACCUUAAACCAAGAAGACCUCGACCGCCGCCUUUAGACUUGCGGGGCCUGUCCACCAUUUCUGAAUGUCCUUUCCAUGUUCCCCUCACACGCGCCAUGACAGAACCCAGCACUUCACUUCAGUGUACUCCCUUGGACAGACGGCGUGUUUGGUGCUUAAAUGGCUCUGAACAGGAUGGCAGCAUCACGCCAACAGACUCUCGGCAGAUGUUGUUUCCAUCUUGUGACUCUGCUCCCUGGAUGAGGCCUUCUCAGCUGGAUUACUUGUCACUUGACUUCAACUCUGCCUCUCCGUCACCUGUCCAGAAGAAACCGUUGCUGGCAGACGAAUACAGGGUGGAUUAUGUGAAGGUAGACGAGAAGAAGACACAGGCUUUACAAAGCACCAAGAUGGAGUGGAAGGAUGUCCGUCAGUCAAAACCCUAAAGACUUCUGUGGGGGGGAUGAAAAAAAGAUAAUCCAUUCAAACUGUUACAUGGUUCAAAACUUGAUUUGUUCUCAUCUCCUACAAUUUCAGGUACAUUUUACACUGCUGUGAAAGGAGGCAGUACAGAUAUGAACAUUAAGAAACAAAAUGCCAGAUUAUUCAGGAAAUUAUUCCAGAAUAAAAGACUGUAAAUGCAGGGAAUCAUGAGUAAAGCUAUUGGUUUUGUAGUCUUUAAACCAGAGAGAGUUUGCUAAGCAUUGGUGGUUUGUAAAGUUAAGAUUACUUAGUUCUACAAUAUAAAUUAUUCAGUCAUAACAUGACUAAAUAAGGAAAAAUCAGUUAGAAUGAUUGAGUUUAUGUGCACACUUACCAUUAAUUAUUUUGUGUUCAGUAAUAUCUUUAAAAUCAUUCAUGUUCACCAAGGAUGUAUUUAUUAAUAAAUUACUGUUUUAAUAAUGAUAUCUAUUCCAGUAAGGGCAAGAUGAAUUUUCGCCAUCAUUACGCUUCAGUGUCAGAUGACACUUCUCCUUCAGAAAUCUUUAUAAUACGCCGAUUUGCUGCACAACAAACAUUUAUUAUUAUUAAAGUUACAUUAUGAAAGCAAUUAAAUACGUAAUUCCUUAAAAAAAUUAUUAAUUUCUUUACCAAAGAAAUUGUACAUAGCCGUAGUGCACAUUGUUCUAAACAAGGUAUUCAAAACAAAUGUUUAAGACGUGACUGCGUAAUUUAUGUUAAAAAACAAGGUAAUCUACAUUAGCAAACUGACAUCCAGACAAUGACAAAAGCAUUACAAUCUAAUCUAAAAACAUCUCCAAAUCCUCAACAGAAUGUGGUUUUUGUCCGACUAAGGUAAAUGAACAGCAAACUAUUAAUAAAAUGAGCAUUAAUUAUAGACCCUUUUCACAAUAUGCAGAUUUACUGCAUAACAAACAUUUUUAAUAAAGUUACAUUAUGGAUCUAUUUGCUGUCACUUUUAAACAACUAAAUACAUCAUUGCUGAAUAAAAUGAUUCAUUUCUUUACAAAAGAAAUCUCACGAGCCGAAAACCGUUGAAUAGUGCACAUUUUUGUAGACACAUUUUAAAAUUAAAAGUUAAGAUAUGACUGCGUAUUUUAUAUUGGAAGAACAAAGUGGUCUACAUUAGCAAACUGACAUCCAGGCAAUGACAAAAGCAUGAAUCUCAUUUAAAAACAUUUCCAAAUCUUCAACAAAAUAUGAUUUUAGUACGACUAAGGUACAAAUGAACAGCAAAAUAUUUAUAAAACGAGCAUUAAUAGUUGAUCGUUUGCUUACCUUAACAUGUGUCCUUGGUACCUUUAUUUUGAAAUAAUUCCCUGAAAGCAACAGCUGUUUUUCACGACUGAUGUAUGAGACUCGAAUAUCACAUUGCUGCUUCGUCCCUAUUCGCAUAUUUAUACAGUACUACGUCCUAAAAGUAUAUGUACUUUUUUGUGACAGGAAAAAUAUAUACUUCUGAAUGUGAAACAGAAGAGUAUGCAAGCUUUGGGACGUACUGCUUCCUCGUUAACAGAUCGUUAUGUUGCUUAAUUAUAAGCCCUGUCAAUCAUCCACACAUCAUCCACAUUUCUGUCUUAUUUAAUUUCUUACCUUACUGGAGAAGCAGCAGCAGGAUAAUCUGCCAUUCACGAGUCUUUCAUGCAGAGAAAUCUCCUCAGGUCUUUGGAUAAUUCUGCAUUCAGAUGUUAAUGUCCAAACACGUCUUUAUAUAAGUUCAGUAUUGUUGUUGCAGACGAAAUAUAACACAGAAAACGCGAUUUAAAUAUUUUCCAGUUGACUAAAUAUUGAUUAACAGUCAAACAAACAUUUUUACCGAAGCCUCUCUACUUAAUGGCUGGUCUCGCGCGUCCAUCAUGUUUGUAGUUUAUUUACACUUUUCACCGAUUCAAAACAGACCUGCAGUUGGUGGUGGUGAAAUUAUAAAUUUGUGUUGAUUUCUUUUCGCUGAUAAGAUAUACAGCUAGAUUCUCGUUCCUGUGUAACUCAGGCAAUACUUCCGGGUUUCUUCCCACUGCAGCCUCGAUUUCACUUUUUAAAUGGCGGACACGUGAAAUCAGUCUAUAUCAGCGAUGGACGUUUCUACACUUACAUUUUUUUACUGGAAAUAGUAAACCAUUGGCAUACUCUUUUCAACAUACUACGGUUUGGGACAUACUUAUUCUAUUUUCAAAUACUAUUUAAGACGGAUAGUAUGCGAAUUGGGACGCAGCAUGCCUUUUUUGUGAAUUCUGAAAUAAUGUUUUCAAGGGUGUCAUGAAGUCUCUAAAUCAAUGGUCUCAAACUCAAUUCCUGGAGCUCUGCAGAGUUUAGCUCCAACCACCUCCAACUCACAACUGCUUAGUCUUGAACACCUUGAUUGGUUGGAUCAGCUGUGUUUGAUUAGCGUUUGAGCCAAACUGUGCAAACCUGUGAACAUUAAUUUAUUUCAAGUAUUCCCCAAAGUGAUGUUUAACAGAGCAAGAAAGGAAUCGAGUUAGAGGCCUAUGCUUUAAGUCAUAGGUCUUAAACUCAAUUCCUGGAGGGCCGCAGCUCUGCAGUUUUUCUCCAACCCUAAUCAAACACAGCUGAUCCAACUAAUGAAGGUGUUCAUGACUCUUUUGAACACCUUGAUUAGUUGGAUCAGCUGUUUGAUUAGGGUUGGAGAAAAACUGUGCAGAGCUGCAGCCCUCCAGGAAUUGAGUUUGAGACCCAUGCUUUAAGUGAAUAUGAAUAUAUUACGUAUUUAUGAUGUGUACAAUCACUGAUGGGCGUCACAGAAAAUCAAAAUGUCUCUUGCACUGAUUAAGAAAAACAUUGGAGACAAAGUUUAGCAUGGACAAUGUAUUACAAUAAGAGAGUCGAAGCACUGUAAACCACACACUGUGACUGAACGCUGAAUCUAAAUGAAGGAAGCUAAUAUUUAGAAGGGAAAUCUGCCUUUUCUUUUUUUAGAUUGAAUGUUGUGUGAAUAUUGAAUGUUUAAUAUGUUAAACUACUGUCACGGAAUCAUGAACGUCUGUCGGACACUUAUCGGAAUGUAUUUUCCACGAUUAACAGGCAUUAUGAAUGUAUUUGUGUCUUGGGUUGCCAUGUCACUCUGUGCUUAUAUGACAUUCGCUGUAUUGACGAGCACAACAACUAUCACUGUGACGUUCAUCGGAUGUUUUUCAGUGUAUGCUUUAUUGUUUCAUGAAGAAAUGUAAUACAUGAGAGAGAGAAUGACCGAGGUGUGUGUGUGUGUGUGUGUGUGUGUGGGGAUGUAAGUGUGCGCAGAAAUUUAGAGACCUACUAACCUGUGUGAAUCAAUGGAUGUUUAUCCGUCAGCAGGUAAUAUUGUGAUGCGUAUUGAACACAAUAAAUCACUUUAAAACAGUUCAGCUCAAUAAACUGAAAUCAAAUGA
This is a messenger RNA of Danio aesculapii, 5130 nucleotides long. It is a transcript of the gene gab3, whose product is annotated as GRB2 associated binding protein 3. The transcript has 10 exons. NCBI's taxonomy places the organism in Eukaryota, Metazoa, Chordata, Actinopteri, Cypriniformes, Danionidae. The coding region runs from base 61 to 1731 and encodes 556 amino acids. The record is from RefSeq and is a predicted model, not a curated record.